AAUUACCAGCUUUUGUUCUGAACUAUGAUAACUAGUGAAGAAGAGGCCAAGAAGAAGAUAUACAAUGUUUCAUGCGAAAGAUACUUUGGUUUUGGAUGUGAGAUUGAUGAAGAGACAUCAAAUAAGCUCGAAGGUUUGCCUGGUGUUCUCUUUGUCCUACCAGAUUCAUAUGUCGAUCCAGAGAACAAGGAUUAUGGAGCUGAGCUAUUUGUGAAUGGAGAGAUAGUUCAAAGGUCACCUGAAAGACAAAGGAGAGUGGAGCCAGUGCCCCAGAGAGCUCAAGAUAGACCCCGAUAUAAUGACCGAACACGUUAUGUGAGGCGCCGUGAAAACAUGCGGUGAAGAUUGACCUGUGUGUGAUAGUACAACAACUACUACUGCUGUGCCUCAAUCCCAAGCAAGUUGGGGCUCAGUGUGAUAGUAGUCCAACUUUUUUAUCCUCGUUGGGGAAAAAAAGAUUAUAUCAUGAAAAGAGAAUGUAUUAGUUGUUCAUGUUUUCUAUUGGUCUGAGCUAUUGGAACAUUUGAUGAUUUAGUUGGAACUCUUAAAAAACUAGGCAUUUGAUAGUCAAUAUGGCUGAUAAAGAUCAUUCAUCUGUAAAGUCAUUAGUCUUCUUUGUUUGCAUUCUGAUAUAGUUUAUCUUAAA
This is a messenger RNA of Nicotiana tabacum (common tobacco), 646 nucleotides long. NCBI's taxonomy places the organism in Eukaryota, Viridiplantae, Streptophyta, Magnoliopsida, Solanales, Solanaceae. The record is from RefSeq and is a predicted model, not a curated record.